Nomascus leucogenys (northern white-cheeked gibbon) is the source of this 936-nucleotide messenger RNA. RefSeq names its product olfactory receptor 2M4. Gene Ontology annotation, biological process: G protein-coupled receptor signaling pathway. The record is from RefSeq and is a predicted model, not a curated record. Gene Ontology annotation, cellular component: membrane. Lineage: Eukaryota; Metazoa; Chordata; Mammalia; Primates; Hylobatidae. Gene Ontology annotation, molecular function: olfactory receptor activity; G protein-coupled receptor activity.
AUGGUGUGGGAAAACCAGACCUUCAACUCCAUCUUCAUCCUGCUGGGAAUCUUCAAUCACAGCCCCACCCAUACCUUCCUUUUUUCUCUGGUCCUGGGCAUCUUCUCAUUGGCCUUCAUGGAAAAUAUUGCCAUGGUUCUCCUCGUCUACAUAGACAAACAGCUCCACACCCCCAUGUACUUCCUCCUCAGUCAACUGUCCCUCAUGGACCUCAUGCUCAUCUGCACCACUCUACCCAAGAUGGUCUUCAGCUACUUGUCUGGGAAGAAAUCUAUCUCUCUGGCAGGUUGUGGAACUCAGAUAUUCUUCUAUGUGUCCCUGCUUGGAGCUGAAUGUUUCUUGUUGGCUGUCAUGGCUUAUGACCGCUAUGUGGCUAUAUGUCACCCUCUUCGGUACACCAUCCUCAUGAAUCCAAAACUCUGUGUCUUCAUGACUGUUGCUUCCUGGACCUUGGGGUCUCUUGAUGGGAUUAUAGUGCUUGCAGCUGUCCUGUCAUUUUCUUACUGUGGCUCUCUGGAAAUUCAUCACUUUUUCUGUGAUGUUGCUGCCCUUUUACCUCUAUCCUGCAUAGAAACAUCUGCAUUUGAAAGACUACUUUUCAUUUGUUGUGUGGUAAUGCUAAUCCUUCCAGUUUCAGUUAUCAUACUUUCCUAUUCCCGUGUCCUUCGAACCGUCAUCCACAUGGGCUCUGGGGAAAGUCGCCGCAAGGCCUUCACUACCUGCUCCUCCCACCUGUCUGUGGUUGGACUCUACUACGGUGCUGCUAUGUUCAUGUACAUGAGACCAGCUUCUAAACAUACGCCAGACCAGGACAAGAUGGUGUCGGCCUUCUACACUAUUCUCACCCCUAUGCUGAACCCUCUCAUUUACAGCCUCCGCAACAAAGAAGUGUUCAGGGCACUACAGAAGGUACUGAAGAAAAGAAAGUUAAUAUGA